Molecule: messenger RNA, 5638 nt
Organism: Salmo salar (Atlantic salmon)
Lineage: Eukaryota; Metazoa; Chordata; Actinopteri; Salmoniformes; Salmonidae
Product: early estrogen-induced gene 1 protein
Source: RefSeq, a predicted model, not a curated record
CCACGCUUCUCUAAGCCAAAGGCGGUGCUUAACAGCUCUGUUUGGAAGAGAGGAGGGACAAGACCAGCCCACCCUGAUUCAAAGUAAAGUAUGAAUGUCCGUUUUAUUGGCCUGAGGAGAUGUCCUGUUGUCUUCGUUGAACAUGAGUUUUUUUCCUGCUCCAGGUCCGAAUCAACACUGGGUCAUCAGAGAUACUGAGCCAACAAAAUCAAGGACUUCCAAGCUCCUGAUUGAAAACGAAAAUUUUACUUUGUUUCAUUUCCUUUUUGUUGGUCAAUUCCAAAGGUUUAAUUUAGGAAUAUUUCUGCUGCAUAAACCUAUCAAUUAUUGACAUAUUUCAGUUCACCAGUUCAACCAUCUCAAUGGCGUUUUUAAUGAAAAAGAAGAAGUUCAAGUUUCAAAUCCAUUUUACAUUGGAGGAGCUCACAGCCGUGCCGUUUGUCAAUGUGGUACUUUUCUGCAAGAUCCGAUUGUUGGACGGUGGGGACUUUGCCAUCUCAUCAUCCAGGGAGGAGGUUCAGCAGAACUGUGUUCGUUGGAAAAAGAAGUUCUCCUUCGUCUGUAAAAUGAGUGCCAAUCCUACCACUGGAGUCCUGGACCGAUGCAUCUGCAGGGUUUCUGUACGCAAGGAGCUUAAAGGAGGAAAGACGUUUUCAAAGCUGGGCUUUGCUGACCUCAACAUGGCGGAGUUUGCUGGCUCAGGCUCCACCGUGCACUGCUGUAUUCUCGAGGGCUACGACACCAAGAACACUCGACAGGAUAACUCCAUUCUCAAGGUUACUAUUGGAAUCACACUUUUGUCGGGGGAUCCCUGCUUUAAAACGCCCCCCAGCACGGCCAAGUCCGUCUCUAUCCCGGGCCAGGACCCCUCCCUGCAGCUGGACUGUAAGGGCGAGGGCACCGAUGCCAACUAUAACCCUCCCCCAGGGGGCGUCACCAGGACAUCAUCAGGACGGCUCCUCAAACCCAGACUCCCCUCAGCUCCCCUCAACUCUGUUCCAGGUCUACCUAGGGAGCAGUUGGAGCAGAACCUGUCCAGCCCAGAUGAAGUGUUUCACACAGGACACUCCCGGAACUCCAGCUACGCCAGCCAGCAGAGCAAGAUAUCAGGCUACAGCACGGAACACUCUCGCUCCUCCAGCUUGACAGACCUCACCCACUGCCGCAAUGCCUCAACCAGUAGCAGUACCUCUGGGAGCCUGGGCACCCCUACCCAGACCCCCCACGUCUUCGCCCACCCCCUUGCAGCAGACCCCCAGACACCAGGAGAGCCAGGCACCAAGCCUGAGAGACCCAUACGGCCCCUACGCCCUGUCCUGCUCUCCAAUAGACCCUCCAGGAGGAAGAAGGACUCUGUGGAAAGCCACCCCACCUGGGUGGACGACACGCGCAUCGACGCCGACGACAUUGUGGACAAGAUCAUCCAGAGCCAGAACUUUGCUGAUGUCAACAACCAUAAAGAAGACAGCAACCUCAGACUGUUUGUCAGCAAAGAUGGGACUACAGCCCUGAGUGGGAUACAUCUGGGAAACAGGGUGAUUGCUGGUGUCUUUGAGCCAGUAGUGAUCGAGAGCCACUAGCGAUGAAGAUGGACGGAUGUCAAAUCACUCUACCCCCCUCCCUCCAUCUCACUCAUUCUCUCAGCUUGUGGGAAAAGGGUACAUGAGGGACACUGAAGACACCUCCACUGUUUUGAACUGUUGUGUGUGUGUGUGUGUGUGUGUGUGUGUGUGUGUGUGUGUGUGUGUGUGUGUGUGUGUGUGUGCGUGUGCGUGUGCGUGUGCGUGUGCGCGUGUGCGUGUGUGUGUGUGUGUGCACAAAUGCACAUACGACUGGCUGCCUUUUGAUAUACACCACUUCAACAAACACCACUAUACAACAGAUGUAACCCUUUAAUCAGAUAUUUUAGCAGAUAUUUAAGGUGAUGUAGGUGGGAGGUGUGACGUAUGAAUAAACUAUUAAUAUAGAAAAGCUUUUUAAUCGAUGCUUUCAUCUGUGAGACCGUAGGUGUAAAGUGUGCAAAGUACUUGAUAGAGAGAGAAAUGGGAAACCAUCGCAUCGUGGAAAUUUUAGUGCAGCACUGAAAAUCAGGGAAAGGCAUUGGAGUCAAAUGUGGCUGCCUCAAGUUGGAACAUUAUGGUUUACCCUAUGUGUAUAAUUUUGUGUAUCAAUUCAAUGAGGGGAGUGUGCUAAAACCAAGAAAGAUGUGGAGAAAUUGAACAGACCAAUGUGAAAUUUUUGAUGAACCCCUUGCAAUCCUCAGAUUCCAGAACAACAGUACUAGACCUGGUCUCAAAGUUACUGUAUAGCCCAAAUAACCCAUGUUAUAGAAUAUAUAUGCAUAUAAAUAUGUAAUAUGACAAUAGAUAAUGUUUAUAUACGGACCUGAGAAAGAAAAAGGUGUGCACAUAUGGCUGGCCAUAUGCAACUGUACAUACUGCCAGGGUUGGUAAUCGAUUAGUCUACGCCCUUGGUCCUCUCCUCCCUUGGGUCUUUUACAUAGUCUGCUUUACGUCCUUAAAGUAAAACACUAUCCUGAAGUUCACCAGCUGGCUUGGUGACUAUACUGUAAAAGUAGGAAAAUCAGACUCAACUUUUCUUGGUUUCUCUAUUUUUGUUGUUAGUCAUGUGUCUGUCUCAGGAUAUAUGGAUGGUGGGUUUCCCUGUACUGUUUUGGCCCUGGCCUGUCACUCAUCUGUCAUGUAUGUCAGACCUAUUUGAGUCACCACGCCCAUGACAUCAGUCCCUGUUCUCAAGCACAGGAGCUGUCCGUUACCAGGUUUCUGGAAUGAUUAUAAAACUCUUCUUGAGCUGCAAAAAAAUCACUUUUGGAUUGGUGUUCUCAACAAACCAAUGUUUACAGUGUGAUGCAAAAGGAAACUCGAUCGCAUAUUAUUUCAAACUUGCUUUCUCGCUGCAAGGGAAGAGUAUUGUUUUUUUAAACCUGGUUACUGAUUUUGAUUGAAUUGGGGCCCAUAAUAUGUUGUUAAGUUACUGAAGUGGGGUACUAAAGUUAGCCAGCUAACUUCAUAAUCUUUCUUUGUGAAAUACUUUCUAUGUGGCCUUGGCUAUAUGAGCUGUCCAACUGUUGCCAUUCCACUUAAGUCGCAAUAUCACCCGAGAUGUUGACUCGUUAUCAAGCAAAAUCAACUUACAAGUGAAUAAGGGCUCUAAUGAUACAACUGACAGUGGUAUCUGGUCAUCUUCUCCAAAAUGACCAAGCUAUUCUAUUUCCUGGGGGGAAAUGUCAUUUCAUUUCUAUCGCCCCCGGAUUUUGAAUGUGUUAGAAGAACAUUGUAUUGUAGGUAUGGUGUAGUCAGAGCCAAUCAGAGCCAAUGGGUCAGUCUCAUGCAGCUGCCCCAUGUGGCACAAUGCACCUGGUGUGCACUGGUUAACAAUGGAGAGUUUUCAGAAGAAGAUCCACCCUCAUCCCCAAAUGACAAUGUCCUUUUGUAUGCAUGUUUGUGCCUGUGUGCCUGGGUACGUCUUUGUGAGGGAGGGAGAGGGAGCGAGAAUGUGUGAGUUUGUGUGUGUACGUCUGCAUAUUGUGCGUGUGUAUGUCCGUGUGUGUCUGUCUGUGCAUGCGUGUUUGUGCAUGUGUGUAUGUCUGUGCUGCAAACGUAGUAUGUGCGUGUGCAAGUCGAUUGUUUAUGUGUGCCGAAAUCAAAAUAGCUUGCCACUCGCCUGUCUUACGGUUCUUGACCCCUGAGUAUCCUUUCAGUUGAUCUGAGUCCUCAGCAGGAAAACAGACCUAAUGCUCAAUUCAAAUGUAUUUCAAAGGAAAAAAGUGAUAAUGGGCUUUUAUCUACACACAUGUAGUCUCAACAUACUGUAUCUUCCUAACAAGGAUGUGUUUUAUUUACACCACACCAGACAUUCAAAGCAUACUGAGAUUUGACAUUCAGAGGCAUAGAGAGAAAAUAUCCAAUAUUCUGGCCCUUGAAAAAUAACAUUUGUAUUUUUGUGCUGUUGCAAUGUGCUUUUGUUUUUGUUUCACUCUCCAGUGUGCAUCAUUGUCGUUGUAGAUGUUGCUGUGCAUACUGUAUGGGUGUACUCUAUGUCCUUGAAAAAAGGAAACAUUAAAUGCAUAAGCUAAAACUCCUCUGACAUGAAUACACAUGCAUGGGAAAAUGUUAACGACACAGACAUUCUUCUUAGCUUUAUUUGAAUGUGUCAAAUUGAUGUGGACCAUUCACCUCUAUUUCAUUAACUUGAUAUAAGUAAGACACUGAAUCUGUAUAUUUUAACAGGAGCUUUUAAAACAAAACUAUUAUCUUUCUUUCACUCUGCCUCUCAUUACAUUACACUGUCUCUUAGUAGUAUAUAGAAGAAUUUGUAUUAAUGAUAAACUGAUAAUAGUUAUAAUGGCAAACACUUAAUUCAUAUUUUAGUUUUUUGUAUUUCCAAACCAGCUGGCUGGUUUACUUUUUGUAUGCAGCAGAGAUGUAUUGGAAAACCUGUGCUCUUCUUUGUAAAUCUAGUAUACAAAUUUGUUUUGGUCUACUCUAGAGUUAAAAUAAUUGAUUGUUUCUGAUUCUCCUGCUACUGCUACUGAUUUUAUGUGUACAAGAGGGCUUGUUGUAUAUUCUUUGUAUUGUUUGGGUUCUGUUUUCCUACGUACUUGACUGUUUGUAACCAGAGUAGAACCAUAUUAACAUGAGGUUCUGCUGCCAUGAAUGGAGCGCCAAGGAUUUCAUCCUGCAUAUUUGAAAUAUGAAUGAAUCAACACAGGGUGAGAUUUCUCUGGUGCAACACAUCAUAAGAUAUUUGUCAUUGCAUUUUAAAUCAACCAGAAUAUCCCCUCCAUGUUGUGGGUUGAAUAACUUGGUACAGUAGUUAGAGGAUGGCAGUCAACACUCUGAGAUUGCUCUCUGAAAGAUAGAGGGGGAGUACUGUAAAUCACUUUCAUGGUUCAAAAACUCACAUGGGCCUUUCCUAAGGUUCAUCAGCUCAGUAGGUAGAGGAACCAUGAUUGAAUGUGGACCAGAUAUGCUAUUCCUAACAGCACAUAGGUCUGGACAACUAUCUUGACCUAACAUUUUACCUAUUUUAAUUAUUUAACCUCCAUUUUUUACCUCUUACAUAUUUUUUUUCUUCAUUUCAGUCAUUUAGCAGAUGCUCUUAACCAGAGCAACUUACAGUAGUGAGUGAAUGCAUAGAUUUCAUACAUUUUUCCCCCCAAACUGGUCCCCCGUGGGAAUCGAACCCACAACCCUGGCAUUGCAAACACCAUGCUCUACCAACUGAGCCACACAGGACCACACUGUUAGUUUGUCAUCUUUGUAAAUUGAUUUUAAAACUAUGCACACGAGUCCAAGACUCUCCGAGAGGUCCACCCAACAUUUAAUGAAUUUAUAUCAAUAGACGACUAUUGAAAUGACAAUUUUUCAGAUUUUCCAGAAUUAUUGUGAGAUAUUUAUUUUACACACACACUUACAGGCAUUGCGCCAAAGUUUUCUCAUCUUAAUUUUUUCUCCUAAAAUGUAUUUAUUCUAUCACUUUAAACUCACAUGUGGAGGUACACUGUGACAUGAUGAAUUUGGAACUAUAUUUCUACACACUAUUCUAAUGUUUCCUAUUUGAACAGUGUAAAUGUCAUAUUUUGUGGAAAUAAAGCUAUUGUUGGGCAUUUGAAAAA